AUGGCGCACACGGCGGCGGCGCUGCCGAAGGAGGUCAUACUCAACGGGCCGGACGGGGCGUACACAUAUACGCUGAGCCGCAUUGACUUUCCGGUGCCGAAGCUCGAGGGCAAGCCGAAAGUCGGGCUCAAGAGGGGACGCGAGCCGGCCGGGCACGGCGGCCAGGGCACGGCGGGGAACAAGGGCACGGCGGGGAACAAGGGCACGGCGGGGAACAAGGGCAAGCAGCGGCAGCGAGAGGCGUCUGUUUCGUCGGAUGACGAGCGGCAGGGUGUUUCGAAACGGCCGAGGCAGCAGCCCAAAGAGAGUGUAAAAGCUCGUCAGCCGGCCGAGGGCCAUCUUGCGCGACAGCUGACCGAGGUGCAACAGCCAGCCAAGGGCAAUCACCACGUUCAACAGCCAGCCAAGGGCCCCGUGCGAAAGAUGGUCCCCACGAGGACAGAGGCGCACCCGGGGCCGACCAAGACGCAGCUGCUACCGGCAAAGCCGCUCGCACGUCCGAGCCAGCCCCGAAGACACGAUUCCGAGAGGCCGCCGCCGUCCGCGCGGCCACCUUCGACGAGGCCACCACCCGGCAGGCCAGGAUCAGCAGGCCCGUCAGCAGGCCCGUCGGCAGCAGCGGCGCGGUCACCGUCCCUGAGCCAGCCGCCAUACGACCGCUACAGCAUCAGCUCGGACGCGUCGACGCCGAGCCGCGACCUGCCGCCGCCGAAGGACGAAAUCCUCCGGGUCAAGGGGCAGAUCUACCGCAGGCCGCAGGACUUUUGCAACAACCAGAAGAUUGCGUGCCUCGACAUGUUCCACGAGGCGUCGCGCGCGUGCCGGCGGGCGACGCCGAGCCAGGCGCAGGAGCGGGCGUUUCUGCACGGCAUCUUCGAGAACGGCUGGUGCAGCGAGCUGGGGCCGCCGGCGGCGCCGAAGCUGGCGCGGCGGCAGGUGGCGCGGACGCGGCGCGAGAUUGGCAUCAUCAAGGAGGACGUGCUGCCGACGCAGAAGGGCAAGGCGCAGAGCGACGUGCGGCGCAAGGGCGCGUCCGUGUUCGCGCGGAUCCGGGUCAGCGACGACGGGCGGCUGGCGUGGGGCUACAGCGACGCCAACAACCGGCCGGUGCGGUGCCGGUACGUGGCGUGGGGCACGGAGGAGGAGGGGGCGCGGGCGUACGAGGAGGCCAUCGCGGCGUGGGACCGGGCCGAGGUCGAGCGCGUCACGGGCUUCAACAUGGAGCUCGCCGUGUACCUGGCGCGGCUGUGGACGGCGCACUGGACGCGGUGCGGGUAUCCGACGCGGGUGCCGGUGCGGCAUGGGGGCGAGGGCUUUGCGGCGUUGGUGAGCAUGGCUGAGCUGGUGCGGCGGUGA
Messenger RNA from Verticillium dahliae VdLs.17, 1356 nucleotides. RefSeq lists its product as uncharacterized. The transcript is spliced from 2 exons. The record is from RefSeq and is a predicted model, not a curated record. The coding region runs from base 1 to 1356 and encodes 451 amino acids. NCBI's taxonomy places the organism in Eukaryota, Fungi, Ascomycota, Sordariomycetes, Glomerellales, Plectosphaerellaceae.